Messenger RNA from Oppiella nova, 1519 nucleotides. The record is from the annotation of a GenBank genome assembly. NCBI's taxonomy places the organism in Eukaryota, Metazoa, Arthropoda, Arachnida, Sarcoptiformes, Oppiidae.
AUUGAGCCCAACCUAAUAGCCUGUAAUCACCCGAAGUCAUGCAAAUUAGCGAGUCGUCAGGUUAAAGGGGAACGAGACUGUGCGAAGUACUAUUGGUGCCCCCGACAGAAAGUGCUGGAAUUCCGGUGUAGUGCCGGUCUUUGGUUUGAUGUCGACCGACAGAUCUGUGACUUUAAGUUAAAGAUUGAUAAUUGCGAGAAAUCUCACGAUGCCAGUACUCCCCGUCCACUGCUCGCCACCGAAGAGCCCAUAUGUCCGAGCGGUCAACUGGCCUGCGCUGACAGGAAGUGCAUUAAUAGGGAUUUGUUUUGUGACGGACAAAUAGAUUGCGCCGACGGUUCCGAUGAAUCCUAUUGCGACCCCGAGAAUGAUCCCAACGGUCCCGUCCGAUGCAAUGCAAACAACUGCACUCUUCCCGACUGUUUCUGUAGUACUGACGGCACUAUUAUUCCGGGACAUCUUAAGCCGGAAGAGACGCCGCAAAUGGUUAUCUUGACGUUUGACGACGCGGUCAAUAACGAGAAUUGGGAAAUAUAUCAGAAAAUCUUCGCCUCCAACAGAACCAAUGCAAACGGCUGUCCCAUUUCGACCACUUUCUUCUUGAGUCACGAAUACACUAAUUACAGACACGUCCAGAAGCUGUGGAAUGAUGGCCACGAGAUUGCCGUCCAUUCUAUAACACACAAACAGCCGGAGCUUUGGUGGACAUUCAAUGCAACGAUGGAGGACUGGUUCGACGAAUUCGCCGGAAUGGCUAAUAUUGUCAAUAGAUUUGCGGGAAUACCUCUCGACGAACUCCGCGGUACUAGAGUUCCCUUUUUGAGGGUUGGCUGGAAUACACAGUUCAUUAUGAUGAAAGAAUUUGGUUUCCUAUACGACUCAUCAAUGGUGGCGCCCCGAUCUGAUCCUCCCCUCUGGCCAUUCACUCUUGACUACAGAAUACCCCAUAAAUGUCACGGCUCUCGACAAAGAUGUCCGUCUCGUUCAUUCCCAGGGAUGUGGGAAAUGAUUAUGAAUCCAUUCGACAUCGAAGGUCACAUCUGUGCUAUGGUUGACAGUUGUCCGACACAUUUAUCCGAAGAUGAGAUCUAUGCCAUGUUUAUGGAUAACUUCAACCGACAUUAUACUACUAAUAGGGCGCCGUUUGGGCUCUAUUUCCAUACGAUUUGGUUUAAAGAAAAGCAAAAUUUUAAAAUUCUUCUUCGAUUUAUUGAUGAUUUAAUUCAGAAUAAAGAUGUAUUCUUUGUGUCUAAUUAUCAAGCGAUUGAAUGGAUGAGAACUCCUACACCCAUAUCACAGCUGAAUAACUUCGAGCCCUGGAAGUGCAAGAAAGACAUUGAGCCCAACCUAAUAGCCUGUAAUCACCCGAAGUCAUGCAAAUUAGCGAGUCGUCAGGUUAAAGGGGAACGGUAUUUGCACACAUGCUUCGACUGCCCCGAUGUCUAUCCGUGGGUUAAAAAUGAAUUUGGAUUAGAAUUUAAAUAAAUUUCUAAUUAUAAACAACGAGAUUAUACAAAGU